Messenger RNA from Pezoporus flaviventris, 2120 nucleotides. It is a transcript of the gene TM4SF18, whose product is annotated as transmembrane 4 L six family member 18. NCBI's taxonomy places the organism in Eukaryota, Metazoa, Chordata, Aves, Psittaciformes, Psittacidae. The record is from RefSeq and is a predicted model, not a curated record. Gene Ontology annotation, cellular component: membrane. Bases 672 to 1277 code for a protein of 201 amino acids. The transcript is spliced from 5 exons.
AAAGCCCAUGUAUUUUUGUUCUCUGACUGUGACUUUCCUAUUGAGUAAACCCAAAGCUCAUUCUUCGGUUAUUUUUCUGAUGACUCACAAGGGCUGUUUUAGUGAGGCUGCCCCAAGUUAGCAGCAAGUGUUGGUUCACCCUUAGGGUGGUAUCUGCUAAACUCUGGUAUUAAUUCUCUGUAGUGUAAGGCAGUAUGGACAUAUUUAUCAUUUGACAGCCCUCCUUCUCUAUAUAAGGUAUAGGAAAAAUUUUGGGCUUCAAUAAGGCUGAGCAACCUGCCUUCUGUCACAGAGUAUGUACAUCAUAAUCUGUGUUCUCGGGAGGAGUGCAUUUUUAAGCAGUUGCUAGGAAAUGAGAUUUUUUUUUUUUAAGUUCCUUCCUGAGUCCAAUUUCUUGACAUAUUUUAUUUGAGAGAUCACAAAGGAGGAUCUUUUAGAAGGGCAACUGCUACUUAAAGACACACGCUUAGAAAGGACAAUGAGUUUAGACAGUGAUAUGCAUCUAUUGUUCUGCUGUUAAGCACUUCUCUCUCUGGAAGCGUACCCCAGUCAUCCUGUUCCUGCAAAUAUGAAAUGACUGAAUCAAUCCAAGGAGGUCAAAACGCCUUUCAUAUCUAAAACCUUGUAAUCUUUUGUUAGCUUAGAAGAGCAAAACUUCUGAAGUUCCUGAGAUGGCUUUAGAGACAUGUGGAAACUGUUUGAGUUGUCUGUUGAUACCUCUUGCACUUUGGAGUAUUGUUGUUAACAUCCUAUUAUACUUCCCUAAUGGGAAAGCUUUGCAUGCCGCCAGUUACCAGCUUCCCAACUACGUGUGGUAUUUUGAAGGCAUCUGUUUCUCAGGUGUGAUGAUCCUUCUGCUGGCGGUAAUUCUAAUAAUACUGGAGUGUAGUGUGUUCUAUCGGUGCUGCCAGAGUGAGAGCUGUAACAAAACCUACAGGAGUUUUAUAUCAAUUGUGCUGGCCCUGCUUGGAGUUGCUUUCUCUGGGUAUAGUUGCAUCAUUUUUACCUUGGGGUUGAUCCAAGGCCCCUUCUGCAAUUCAUCAGAUGGAUGGGAUUAUAUCUUCAAAGACACUGCUGGAGGGUACCUCACAGAUUACGCUGCUUGGUCUCGGUGCACUGAACCUGCUAACAUAGUGGAGUGGAAUAUCAUCUUACUCUCUAUUCUGAUUGCUCUUAGUGGACUGCAGUUGAUCAUCUGUUUUCUCAAAGUGGCUGCUGAGUUGAAACGGACACUCUGUGGGACCUACUCUGUUUUUGUCCAGGCUGGGAUUCUCUGAAAAUGACAAGGAAAUCUUCACUGCUUCUCCAUCAUCCCUCAGAAAAAAAGAGAAAUGGCUUCUCCAACAUUUAUGAUGGUAGAUAUUAGUGCUGCAAAGACAGUGAAACCCUUGUCUUAAAUCUUCGUGUCUCAAGCCUCUGUAGCUUAGAUGAAGUUAUUUGAACUGACAUCUACAUUUUCCUGGUUGUUUUCUAACCUGUUCAGUUGUCCCUGGCAGAGACUCUUCAUUAUUUUUUACCCUCUAGCUUGUUCUGACAGUAGAGAGGUUUGAAUACCAUGGAUCUGCUUUUAUAUGAUUUUUUUUUUUUUUUAAUGAACUGCUGUAAAACUGCUAUAGAACUGCUUUUAUACUCCCCUCUCUUUGUUUAGAACACAGGAAUACUUGUUGUUCCAAAAGGUUCUGAUAAUAAAUUUUAGUUACAGACAGAUCAUGAUGAAGGGCAACAGCUAAUCCUGCUCAUUCUGUCUUGGAAGUUCUUAACUGCACAAAGCAAUUACUGGAAAAAGUCUAUCAAGUCUUCCCGUGGAAGGGCUUUUAGAGCAGCAACUGGACCUGAUUGAAAGAUUAGAUACACAGCUUUGAAGUCAGCCAUUCUAGUUAGAUCACAGUAAUAGCUGCACUGGGUUUCUUUUUAUUUUAUACUUGGAGGCAAACUUUUUUUAGUCAAUUAUUAUGCGACUUGAGGGAAUAGAUAAGGGAACCUUGUAAGCACCCAUUGCUAACUUAUUAAUACUCUUCUAAAUACCCUGACUUUGCUGCAAUGGAGGGCUAAUAUUCUCGACUGUAAUAAUCAGAUGAAAAAGAAUAAUCCAUUUUAAAUUAGCAGCUAAAAAGUUUGUU